Messenger RNA from Penicillium malachiteum, 372 nucleotides. RefSeq names its product protein lcl2 (gene lcl2). The record is from RefSeq and is a predicted model, not a curated record. NCBI's taxonomy places the organism in Eukaryota, Fungi, Ascomycota, Eurotiomycetes, Eurotiales, Aspergillaceae. The coding region runs from base 1 to 372 and encodes 123 amino acids. The transcript has 2 exons.
AUGAUGCGGUCAUACCUCCAGGCCCUGUGUGCAUUCCUCAUGCUUGCAUCAGUUGCUCAGGCGCAAUUCAAUUUCUUCGAUCACAUGUUUGGAGGCAACCAGCAACAACAAGGUCAUCAGCAAGGCUCGCAGGAUGUCCCUAGCGAUAGCGGUCGGUACCAAAACGCAUGGAGCUCAGCGCAAUGCAGCAACUACCUUUGCCCUGGAACCCUCGCCUGCGUUAGCUUCCCGCACCACUGCCCAUGUCCCCACCCCGAUGUCGAAGAGAAGGUUGAACUAGCCGAUGGAAGUGCGAUCUGUGUGUCCAAGGGAGGAUUUAAGGCGGGCGAAGCGACAAGAAAGAUUGAGUUGGCUCGCAAGGGACUCCUGUGA